This is a messenger RNA of Sebastes umbrosus (honeycomb rockfish), 5206 nucleotides long. It is a transcript of the gene atp6v0e2, whose product is annotated as ATPase H+ transporting V0 subunit e2. Lineage: Eukaryota; Metazoa; Chordata; Actinopteri; Perciformes; Sebastidae. The record is from RefSeq and is a predicted model, not a curated record. Gene Ontology annotation, biological process: proton transmembrane transport. The transcript is spliced from 4 exons. Gene Ontology annotation, molecular function: proton-transporting ATPase activity, rotational mechanism. Gene Ontology annotation, cellular component: proton-transporting V-type ATPase, V0 domain. The coding region runs from base 130 to 375 and encodes 81 amino acids.
AAGUGGGCGGGUGUUUAGAGGCAGCGACGGACAGCCUCAGCAGCCAUUGAUGCGCUUCAUCUCCAGGACGACGAACCGAGACAGAACCGGGUUAUAACCGAGACAGAACCGAGACCGACCGGAGCCAUCAUGGUGUCUCACUCUCUCGCCCUGCCGAUGAUCUGCUUCACCACGCUGUGGGCUCUGGUGGGCGUCGUGGCUCCGUUCCUGGUGCCCAAAGGACCUAACCGGGGUGUGAUCGUCACCAGUCUCAUCCUCACAGCCGUCUGCUGUUACUUGUUCUGGUUGGUGGCCAUCCUGGCUCAGGCCAACCCUCUGUUCGGCCCUCAGCUGAAGAAUGAAACUAUAUGGUACCUGCGUUACUUCUGGGAGUAGACAAGGACCGGGUGACGUGAUGCCUCUCAUCAUUCCUGUCCCGUGGUUGGCUUUUCAACAUAACUCAUUCACACACACACACACACACACACAAUCUGCAGAAUUAAUGAAACUGAAAAGUUAGUUUUCUUUGGAAAUAUUUAUGUACAAGAAGAUUAAGAUUUAGAGUGUAUUAAGACACGCUGUGGGUUUUAAAACAAGGAGAAGAAUUCGCCUUUUGGCCCGUAUGCAACGCACGCAGUCUGCCGUUGUGACGGUGAGGAAAGCAUCGAGUGUUUCAGUCUGUUACUGGUCAGAUUGAUCUAAGAAUCAUCUGUUAGGAGUCGAUGUUCAUCUUUAGUUUCUUUGUUUACAUGUUUGUUUUUGUGUCGCUGCCAUCAGGGAACAUGACUUUCUGAGUAUCUGUAUUUAUUUGGCCGGCGGACGCUGAUGUGAGCGCGUAGUGUUUACCUCCGUGUCCACGCUGGCCUUGUUAUAUAACUGUUAUUAUCUGUGAUGUAAUGGUGAGUGUGAGUGUGAAUGUGUGUGUGUGUGGAGAAUUCAUUACUGUGAGUGUUUUGGACCGCGGCCACGAGAAUCUCCCAAAAACCAUAAAAGUGAAGAGCGAUUCCCUUCUUCCACUUUAGGCCACUUCAGCAUGAAACUCCCUCCCACUCUCCUCCUCAUGCUCUACGCCGCCGAGGCUCUCGUUGCCAUGGUGAUCUCAUCGCCCAAUUCAGUCCCUUUUUCCACUCGACCCCCUUUUGAUGAAAUCCUGCCCGUUCCCGCCUGCUUUUGUACCGCAGGUUGUACUGUAGGGACGUGGUGUUUUGGAUUGAAGCUGCCGGUAGCUGCUGAUGGAGUCGGCAAUAACAUCCUCCAUCUUUUCAUCUUUUCAUCUUCAUUCCUCUAAAAAAAGGAAAAUCCUUCUCGAGUAUUUUCUAUUCUAAUCAGUCUUUAGAGCAAAUUCCUCAUUUAAACGUCAAUGCUUUAGAGGUCAGCGGCUCUUUAAGGCGGAGUGACCCCCUCACAUCUUUUCAGUAGCAGAGAAGUAGCUGCUGUUAAACGGACUCCGAUACGAGAAGAAGCAGUGAAAAGUGAAAAGGGUUAUUUUCAUUGCAUGUUUUUUUCAUUCACUGUAAUCUGUUAGAAAAACGCCAUCAUAUCAGUGGUGGAUGUGUCUGACUGGCUGAUGUUGGAUGUUUAAAAGGUCAACAAUGCUCCUGUGUGAUCGACGUUUGAUGUUUAUAGACCUGCAUACUUGUUUUCUGCAUUUAAAGGUGCUAAAUUAAAAAAUUCAGAGCAUUAAUAUAGCUGCAAACAACUGUUUGCUAUAGAUUUAGUGGAGUUAUGGCGUCCUAGUGUUAGUGCAUGUGAGUCCCAGUGUGUGUGCCCCACUGGCGAGCUAAUGGACGCCGCUCUGCACUGCGCUCGGCGUUGUCAGCAUCUCUGCACUGCGCUCGGCAUUGUCAGCAUCUCUGCACUGCGCUCGGCGUUGUCAACAUCUCUGCACUGCGCUCGGCGUUGUCAACAUCUCUGCACUGCGCUCGGCGUUGUCAGCAUCUCUGCACUGCGCUCGGCGUUGUCAACAUCUCUGCACUGCGCUCGGCGUUGUCAGCAUCUCUGCACUGCGCUCGGCGUUGUCAGCAUCGUCACGGAGGCGUAGCGCCCAUCCAUUAGCUCGGUCGGCACUGUUGCCAUUGUUUGCACUGUUAGCGCUGUUAGCAUUAUCAGCUGCUAGCUGCCGGCAAAUAACAAAUAUUGCCGAGAAGUGAAAGUCAACUGUUCGUUCCAUUGCAACAUCAGCGCCAAGCAGCAGAGCUACGCUUCCGCCAUUUUGGACUGGAAGAGACUACCGGACGCCAGUAAAACGUCUAACGCCUAAAAAGAGCCGUAUAAAAGUAAAACUAUUUCUCUUCUAUCGUCUUAUUGACUGUGCUAAACAAUAAAAUAUCAUAAGUAUAAUAAGCAUUUCAGUCCAAAAUGGCGACAGUGGCUGUUGUCACAAAAACAUCGGAGUCUCUUUGCGUCUUUACUCUUUGCCGCCAUAUUGAGAGCCGUGUGGAGUCAAUCCCUCAGUCAGAGAGGUGCUCUAAAUUUGAGAUUUAGCACCUUUAAGGUAAAGUAAGGAAAGUCAUUUUACUGUAGAAGUCAGGUUAGAAAAAACAUCUAAAUGUUGGCUUCAAAUCCUGAGAAUUAAUAUUCAUAAGAACAAGAUGAAUCGUUGUAAUUACAUGUACAACAUGUGCUGCACUGUGUAUGCAAUAGAGUGCUGUUCAUGUUAGUCUGUACACAUGCACUUGAGUGUGGAGCAAGUCAGUGUGCGUUCACACGACCACCAGCUGGGAAGGUCAGUCGCCAGAGGUCAAGAGGUCAAGGUUAUUUCUGUUGACUGAUGACCAAUCAGACAGCAGCAUUUCUGAACAUUCAUAGAUCCAAACAGUUCACUGAUGUAGUCUGAAGGUCAGAGAUGUAGUCUGAAGGUCAUGUUUGCUUUGGUUCAGAUGCUGGCAUGACACCUGCCUCCUCCUGAUUGCUUUAAAGAGUCUCAGCUGCGAGCCACUACCACAACUACGACUCCCCCUUCCACUCCCCAUCUCCAACCCCUCCCCCUCCCCCUCCACCCUUCCUGAACACCGUCCUCCCCCCCCCCCCCCCCCCGUCCUCUUCUCUAAAACCACUUUGCUUCAGCCAAAAAUAAUCAAAAUCAAUAUACAGCUACUUUUUAGAAAGACCAAAUUGCGUUGUAUCUUUUCCUCCAGCCCUCUUUGGUAGUUGUGGUGGUGGCAUUGCAUCUAAAAGUGGAUAUACAGCAGUACUGUACUGUCAGUUACACACAUCAGAUAGAGUGGGAUCACACCUGAUCACACCUGAUCACACCUGAUCACACCAGGAGAGGGAGGCUUUUCAUGCCACAAUGCUGGGAUUUAGUUGGCAAUUUCAAGUGAACCAGAGCUUAUUACAAUAGCGGACUCACCUGAAGCUCAUUCGUUGGACAGAGUUUUAGUAACCACCAAGUUAGAGAUGUCGGUGCUGUCGCUGCACCCAAGUCGACUGUUGUCAGCUCAUUAAAUGUGCGUUAUCAGUGGUUAUAAGCCUCAUAGAUGUGGGUCAGUAGGGGCCUACUACACCUACUACGUUGUAAAAAGUGAAAAGCAGCACGUACUAAAGGGUUUUUUCGACGGGGAGCGACACUCCGCCUGCAUACUCACUUGUAUCCGCAGGGUCUUACGGUACUCCUCGCGUGGUUAAACGCGAGGUUAACACCAGACGCUAUGCGUGGCAACCAUGGAAAUGGCCUCUGUGCACUACCGUGUGUAUCCCUGCCCUGUCGGUACAACCGUGCGGUGUAUCGUAUAUCCCUAAUCACAGCUCGAGUAGUUGAUCUUAGUCUUUGAUACCAACCACAGAUUGUUGACAGCUAAAGUUAGCUAAAUUAGCAUUGUUGUUAAUAUAGGCUACGCAACAUGACCUGAUACAUCCAGUCUGUUGCUGAUGCUCUGCCAUACGAAAGCCUUCCGUUCCUCACAAACGGUAGUGAUUAGUCUCUCGUCCAUUGAUAUGCAAAAAAGUUAAAGGGACUGUUUGUAAGAAUCAGAAAUGUCGAGAGCGAGAGAGAGAGAGAGAGAGAGAGAGAGAGAGAGAGAGAAGGACCAGCAAUGAUUUAUACGUGUAAGAAGUUACAAACAGGACCUUUAAAGGGCAUGUGCGUGAGACGAGCACGACCACGACAGUUUCACGGGAUUUGGCCCGCUAGUCGCUCCGCCUGUCAGAUCGCCUGCGCUUCCCUAACUGCACGCUGGCCUCUCAUUGAAAAUGAAUUAUGAGACGCAUCAAUUGCACCCCGUGUGAAAAGCCCGAAACACGUAAAACUGAAUGAAACGUUACGUUUUGAACAAAACAUCUUUAGGUUUAGGCAACAAAACCACUUAGUCAAGUUGAAGAGAAAAAGACUGGUUUAAAAUAACUACGUUUCAGAAGUGAAAGUGAAACUUAAGGUUGUGACCACAAAGACAUCUACUUCUAGGCCUUCUGGGUGAAAGUCCUGUGUUUCAUCGUAUGGAGUUUCACGCCGUCUAUACUACAGCGCCUGAGUUCCACUUCCGCUCCUGUCAUAAUGACUACGGUCGCUGUCGUCUUCUUUUAUUCCUUCUUUCUGUGAUCGCCCCUGGGAAUAGAUGAUUAAACCUACUAGUGGGUGUAGCAGGCCCUGAUAACGCCCUUUAAAUAACCUGAUAACAGUCUAACCGGCUGGUCAGAGAGGAGCUCAGUGUCGUGUUUCUGUCUCUGCGGCUCAAACCAGUCGAGAGCACACAAAGAAAAAGCUGAAUAUGAGCAUCAGUCCAGACUGCGGUUUCAUUUUCUUCUCCAAACAUUAACUGCUGGCUAUCAGAUGUACCCAUAAUCCCUUGUGUUUUGGGUUUGUUUCCGUAGUGUGGUUUGGAUUACAUUCCCGAUCCCACUCAUAAUGCAGCGUGCUACAGUUAGCUGGCAACAGGACGCAGUCACAUUCUCAGUGUCAGUGAAUCAUCAGACAACAAAACGGCAUUGUUCUCACCGGGCCAAACAAACUGCACUAAAGUAGUGAACACUCCACAACAUGCUGGGUGUGAACUGACCCUCCAAAUGAUCUUUCUUAUGAAUCUGCUCACUUCUUUUGGCUGCUUCUUAUCUGUUAAAUAUUCCUGGCAACAUAGACGGAGAUAGUGGUACAUUAGUGUUCCGAGUUACAGAAACCUACAGAUCUGAUAGCUGGAGAUGAGAUCCUAUAUGUGACCUUGUGUUAGUGUGAAGUAAAUGUGAGUGGAGUUGUAUGUGAAACACCCAAUAAAACAAAAUAUGUCUCAUAAAA